AUGAAUCUGUUCAUGAUUCUCCUCUCACAUUUGGCACUCGCCUUUCUGGGUACUGCCCACCCCGGAGACCAUGAAGAACGCAGCGCAACAGACAACAAACUCCAAGUUCAAAAAAGGACUUACCACUCAAAUUUCGUACAGAGCUACAACGAAUGUGCCAAAAAUCUAGAAUCAUCCGGCCUCAAUAAACGGGCCACUUUCCGCCGCCGAUCCAAAAUCAAUCAGUUCCGUCAAGAAAUCGCUGCUCUUCGUUUGGAACAACAAACCUUCGGACCUCAUCGAAAGCCCAACAAUGAACCUACCCUCAAGCAUAUAUUCAAUCUCCCAGAUCAGCUUGAGAAAUCGCAUCUAGUCACAAAUACAAGUAUUGGACCCGACACUCCUCCAGAUGAGCUUUUCGGAAAUAACGGCACAUGCGUCUUGAAUCCGAACAGUUCUACCGGGCCCUUUUACAUUAAAGGCGAGCUUAUUCGCUCCAAUAUCACAGAAGGAGAAGCUGGCGUACCGAUGAUCAUCGACACACAGAUUAUUGAUGUGGAUUCCUGUGACCCGCUGGAGGGUGUGUGGUGGGAUAUAUGGAGCUGCAACGCAACGGGGGUAUACUCUGGUAUUCAGACAUGGGGGAACGGUGAUGAAAACGAUGCAUCGAAUCUGAACGCUACUUUCCUACGCGGACUGCAACAGAGUGAUUCUGAAGGCGUCGCGCAAUUUCAAGCUAUCUUUCCGGGUCAUUAUUUGGGCCGAGCGACUCAUUUGCACGUCGUCGCUCAUGUGGGCAAUGUGACUCGCUUGUCUAAUGAUACUAUCUCUGGUGGCUCGGUUGCGCAUCGGGCAGUUGAUUGGAUUUUUCUAGAAGGCAUCAAGGAUACUUCUUCCGAUCCGUUCUUCAACUAUGUUAAGCUGGGUGAUGAUAUUGAAGAAGGAAUCUUUGCCUGGGUCUCCAUUGCGGUUAAUCUGUCUGUCAGCUUUGAUCCUAGCCAUGAGUGGAGAUUGACUGAUCACGGUGAUGUGCACGAGCCUGAGUCAGGUGGUAUUGAUAUCUGA
Penicillium angulare is the source of this 1044-nucleotide messenger RNA. RefSeq lists its product as uncharacterized. Gene Ontology annotation, molecular function: ferric iron binding; oxidoreductase activity, acting on single donors with incorporation of molecular oxygen, incorporation of two atoms of oxygen. Bases 1 to 1044 code for a protein of 347 amino acids. The transcript has 2 exons. The record is from RefSeq and is a predicted model, not a curated record. Lineage: Eukaryota; Fungi; Ascomycota; Eurotiomycetes; Eurotiales; Aspergillaceae.